Pestalotiopsis fici W106-1 is the source of this 939-nucleotide messenger RNA. RefSeq lists its product as uncharacterized. The transcript is spliced from 2 exons. The record is from RefSeq and is a predicted model, not a curated record. NCBI's taxonomy places the organism in Eukaryota, Fungi, Ascomycota, Sordariomycetes, Amphisphaeriales, Sporocadaceae. Bases 1 to 939 code for a protein of 312 amino acids.
AUGACAGGCACAAAAUCUGCUGCAGUCCUUUUCCUAGCGGCAUCCCAGCAAUUGGGCUUUGCUCUGGCGCAGGACCUUUCAUCAACCAUUGUUGGCUGCGAAGAUGUGGCCUGCCCAAAGACCAGUGGCUCCGACGACACCUGCACGGUAUCUGACGAAACAUUUCUUGGUGUCGGACUUACUCGCAUCCCCGAUGUGCCUGAUAGCUUUGCAGGCCUAACGAUUGUAAAGGGCGUCAAUGUCUCGACUGCAGGUCCGGCCGCAGAUUCCAAUGGCAAUGAUCGUCAGUACAAGUCGGUCUACUAUCUGGGGGCACCUGACAGCCAGACCAUCGACAAUCUGGACGGCUGUGCCAUUGUAUUCCAUGACACACUCAAUGGAAUCAAGUUCAACGGCGUGAACUCGGCAUCAGACCAGGGAACCUGCCAGGAUGUCAUUUCACAGAGCUGCAUUGAUGCCUUGACCCAGCAGGUUUCUACCCUGUGGGCAAACGAGACGUCAGGCGAUCGAUGUGCUGCUGUCAGCGAUGCUCUUGCAUCAGCCAGCUUGACCGAAUGCGUCGAUAUGGUAGGCACCGGCAAGGGACUUGGCAAUUUCACGGCGCAAACGCUUUCGGAUCUAUCCCCAAUCUCGGGAGAUCAGAAUGCCUCGUCCAAUUGCUGGCCCAUUACUCCGAAAUCAGACAGUCUUGCGAAACUCGGUGAAGAAACGGAUUCGGACGGCUACGACUUUGCAAGCUUCCAGGACCAGGUUUAUAAACUCACCCCUGUACUCACUCUGCUCUCUACUUCAACAAAUGACAGCUCUUCCCAGUUGAGUUGUGUCAAGCUUAUCACGACGAAGGAGCUAAGCCCAGACGGCGAGAGCGCGGCCUCGUCAAGAACCUACAGCAUCCUGGGUGUCGGUAUUGCAAUUGCGGCAUCCAUGUUGGUCCUGUAA